AUAAGACUGCACUGCUCUCCUCUGGCUGAACAAAGGUUUGAGUUUUUGUGUGAGUAUUUGAGGCGUUUAAAUUUAUACAAGUCGUUCAAUCAGUUAAUAUCUUACAUGUAGUUUGAAACGAAUGGAUUAGGUGCCAUUUGACGCUUUACAGUUCAGUUUUCAGGAACAAGAAACAAUUGGUGAAACAACUGAUAUCUACGUGACACUGUUUUCAAGAUGGCAUUUAUUAAAGAGGAGACUGAAGACAUGAACAUUUCAGAACCAUUCAGAGUGAAACAUGAAGAUACUGAGGAGCAAGAAGGUACUCAAGGAUCAGAGUUGGGAAGCCCUGAUCUAAAUGAUCAUAAAAUAACUGUUACAGACCUGAUGCCACUUAAAGAGGAGAGUCCUGAACUGAAUGAAACGGAGGAGAAACAACAGUGUGAGAAACAUGAUUUCAUAGCUGAAGAAAAACUUUGCUUGCAGAGUGAAAACUCUUCCUCAGAAAAAAGUGGUGAGGAGGCAAGAGGAUCUAAAAGAUCUUUCACCUGUCAACAGUGUGGAAACUUGUUCACUACAGCAAGAAACCUUAAAAUCCACAUGAAAGUUCAUGCUGGAGAGAAGCCUUUCACAUGUGAUCAGUGUGGAAAGAGUUACACAAAAAAAAAGACAUUAAAUGAUCACAUGAGGAUUCACACUGGAGAAAGACCUUUCAAAUGUGAUCAGUGUGGAAAGAGUUACACCAAAAAAAAGACAUUAAAUGAUCACAUGAGGAUUCACACUGGAGAAAGACCUUUCGAAUGCGAUCAGUGUGGAAAGACUUACACACGUAAAGACUCCCUUAAUUUCCACCUGAGGAUUCACUCAGGAGAGAACAGUUUUAUAUGUCAUCAGUGUGGAAAGCGUUUUACACGCAAAGACUCCCUUAAAUUACACAUGAGAAUUCACACAGGAGAGAACUGUUUUAUAUGUCUUCAGUGUGGAAAGCAUUUCACACGUAAAGACACCCUCAAUGUACACAUGAGAAUUCACACAGGAGAGAAUUGUUUUAUAUGUCACCAGUGUGGACAGUGUUUCACGACUUUGAAACGCCUUAACAAGCACAGGAUAAUUCACUCUGAAGAGAAGCCCUUCAAAUGUGACCAAUGUGAAAAGGUGUUCAAAAUGAAAAAGCACCUGAAGAGACACUUGACACUUCACACUGUGGAGAAGCCUUUUAAGGGCCAUCAGUGUGGAGUCUGUGAACAGGUGUUCAAAAGAAAGAACGACCUAAAGAGACACAUUACAAGUCACUCUGCAGAGAAGCUUUUUAAGUGCCAUCAGUGUGGGAAGUGUUUAAAACAUGAAGAAUCCCUUACUUGUCACAUGAAACUUCACACAGGAGAGAGGCCUUUCAGCUGCCCUCAGUGUGGAAAGAGUUUCAUAAAUAAAUCAUACCUUACUACUCACAUGAGAUUUCACUCAAUAGAGAAUAUUUUUAAAUGCACUCAAUGUGGAAAGAGUUUUACAAAGAAGAAACACCUUAGACUGCAUGAAAGUGCUCACCCCAAAGCGCAGUAUUUCCCCUGUCCUGAGUGUGGAAAGAGUUUCACACCUAAAGAAAACCUCAGAAAACACAUGAGAAUUCACACUGGAGAGAGACCUUACACCUGGGAAGAUUUUCUUAUAUAAAGUUGUCAAAUGAAAAUCCACAAAAGAAGGAACAAUUUAAAGGUGCCCUAGAACUUUUUUUAAAAAGAUGUAAUAUAAGUCUAAGGUGUCCCCUGAAUGUGUCUGUAAAGUUUCAGCUCAAAAUACCCCAUGAAUUUUUUUUAAUUAAUUUUUUUA
Megalobrama amblycephala (Wuchang bream) is the source of this 1806-nucleotide messenger RNA. RefSeq names its product gastrula zinc finger protein XlCGF26.1-like. Lineage: Eukaryota; Metazoa; Chordata; Actinopteri; Cypriniformes; Xenocyprididae. Bases 217 to 1650 code for a protein of 477 amino acids. The record is from RefSeq and is a predicted model, not a curated record. The transcript is spliced from 4 exons. Gene Ontology annotation, molecular function: RNA polymerase II transcription regulatory region sequence-specific DNA binding; DNA-binding transcription factor activity, RNA polymerase II-specific. Gene Ontology annotation, biological process: regulation of transcription by RNA polymerase II. Gene Ontology annotation, cellular component: nucleus.